GACGUGGAGGAUGAUACAGAGAUACCGCUUCCGGAACCGACGGUUAAAGCUCGUAAGAGGGUGUCUGUCAAAGACCCUCGGAGCUUGUUACGGACCAAGGAGGAGAUCGAAGAGUUUGACAGACACGCCCAAGACCUCGAGGUGAUGAAAGAUCUCCUCUCUGUGGAGGAGCCAGCGCGUCCCGAACGACCGCUCGCCGACGGCACCACGGAAGCUGAAGGUGCAGCGGAUCAGAAAGAGGUGACAGAUGAAGAAGAGAUUCUGAAGGACAAGCACUCGGGCCAACUUUUUCUGAUCCAGUUUCCACCGCUGACCCCGAAUCUGGUUGUUCAAGGCGGGACAGAACAGACGACGGAGGGUGGGGUUGGCGCGCUCGACGGCGAUAUCAGUAUCACCCACGCAGGCCCUCGAGCAGAUGGUCCUGCAGUGAAGCAGGAGGAGGACGCAGAUGUUCAGGAAUUGAAAGCGCAAACGGCCGCUGAAAAGCCAGCCAAGUUGGUGACAGCGACACAACAGCAGCUCCCCGCGGGUCGGGUGGGCAAACUGCAUUUACAUGCAUCGGGGCGAGUGACGAUGGACUGGGGCGGAAUCAGCUUCGAGCUGGAUCGGGGGACGGAGGUGAGCUUUUUACAGGAGGCUUUGAUCGUGUCGACACCAUCCACGGCGCAGGCGGCCGGCGAAGAGGAGAAGGAUUUCGAGCCGGAGGAGAAGAAAGUAUGGGCGAUGGGACAACUCAGCGGCAAGUUUGUGGCACAGCCGAAUUGGGAGAAGCUGUUGUAG
Messenger RNA from Rasamsonia emersonii CBS 393.64, 780 nucleotides. Its product is annotated as DNA-directed RNA polymerase III RPC4. Gene Ontology annotation, molecular function: DNA binding. Gene Ontology annotation, biological process: transcription by RNA polymerase III. Gene Ontology annotation, cellular component: RNA polymerase III complex. The annotation marks the transcript as partial. NCBI's taxonomy places the organism in Eukaryota, Fungi, Ascomycota, Eurotiomycetes, Eurotiales, Trichocomaceae. The transcript has a single exon. The record is from RefSeq and is a predicted model, not a curated record.